Chiroxiphia lanceolata (lance-tailed manakin) is the source of this 3609-nucleotide messenger RNA. It is a transcript of the gene TMPRSS2, whose product is annotated as transmembrane serine protease 2. The record is from RefSeq and is a predicted model, not a curated record. Gene Ontology annotation, cellular component: membrane. Gene Ontology annotation, molecular function: protein binding; serine-type endopeptidase activity. NCBI's taxonomy places the organism in Eukaryota, Metazoa, Chordata, Aves, Passeriformes, Pipridae. Gene Ontology annotation, biological process: protein autoprocessing.
CCUGCCCCUUCCCCGCUCCCUGACUCCUCCCCGGCCGCAGCGGCUGCUCCCGGCUCCGUCCUCCCGUGUUCCAUCCCGUCCCGUCCCGUCCCGUCCCGCUCCGCCGGGAGCAGCCCCAGCUCUCCUUUUCAGAGAACGAGGAACAAAAAUAUCCUCCUCCAGCUUUUUAAUUGUCCUCUAAGUCUGGGCAGAGCUGCACUUCCUGACUGCUGUGAAGAGCUGGGUAAGAAUGGAUGCGACAUAAAGCGAAGCAGAAGUCCUGAAGCCUUAGUCAGCAAUCGGAUGGACUUACUGUUCAUACUUUACUUCCAAACACUUGAAUUGUUUCUGUACUGUUGACAAAGGAAAGAUGACCUCUACUGUAGGUCCACCACCGCCAUACUACGAGAACCACGGCUUUCAGGCAGAACACAUCUAUCCUGCCCGCCAGGCAGUGGGUGCUAAUCCAUAUCCACACUUCUACUCCACAAAUGCUCCCUCAGUGCCAAGCUAUGUCCCAAGGGUUCACACCCACCAGUCCACCAGGCCAGUAGCACAUUCAUCCGGGAGAUCAUGUGCAUCGAGUUUAAGGAAAACCAUAAUAAUAUUAUUAUCUGUUUUGAUAGUCAUUUGUUGUGCAAUUGCUGCUUUCUUCAUCUGGUAUUUUCUGGAGAAUCAUUGUCUGGGCUCCCUGAUCGAGUGUGGAUCUUCAGGAUUGUGCACACCACCGUCUCAGUGGUGUGAUGGAGUGAGUGACUGCCCCAACGGGGAGGAUGAAACCCGCUGUGUUAGACUUUUUGGACCAAAUUUCAUCCUGGAAGUUUAUUCACCUGUCAGCAAAUCCUGGUAUCCUGUUUGCCAAGAUGACUGGAAUGAUGACUACGGGAAGAUUGCAUGUAAAGACAUGGGCUACAGUGUGGAUACAUAUUACUACAGUCGUGGGGUAGUACCUGAUGUCAGCUUUAAAAGCUACAUGAAGCUGAACACAAGUGCUGGGAAUAUAGACUUGUACAAAAAGCUGUACAGCAGUUGAUUCUGUGCCUCAGGACAUGUGGUUUCUCUGCGCUGCAUAGAGUGCGGCCUGUCCACCAAGAGCGUGAGCGUCACGAACAGGAUCGUGGGCGGCAGCGCCGCGCUGGGGCAGUGGCCGUGGCAGGUCAGCCUGCACGUGGAGGGCACCCACGUCUGCGGGGGCUCCUCCAUCACCCGCCAUGUGGAUCGUGACGCGGCACACUGCGUGAAGGGACGAUUUUCUGACCCACACAGCUGGAGGGUUUAUGCUGGGAUUCUGAAUCAGAAUGAGAUGCUCUUCAGAAGUGGAUACAGAGUGCAUCUGAUUAUUUCCCAUCCGGAUUACGACACAGAUUCCAAAGACAAUGAUGUUGCCCUUAUGAAGUUGGAGUCACCACUGAGUUUUACUGAAACUGUACGGCCAGUUUGUCUGCCAAAUCCAGGAAUGAUGUUCCAGCCUGAUCAGCAGUGCUGGAUAUCAGGGUGGGGAGCAGAGUACCAAGGAGGUAAAACAUCAAAUAUCUUGAAUUAUGUUGCAGUGCCCUUAAUAGAACGUUCAAGGUGUAAUUCUCCCUCUAUCUAUAGUGGCAUGAUUUUGCCUACAAUGAUCUGUGCUGGAAAUCUAGCAGGAGGAGUCGAUUCCUGUCAGGGUGACAGUGGAGGCCCACUGGUGACUAACAAAAACUCUGUGUGGUGGCUGGUUGGAGAUACCAGCUGGGGAACUGGCUGUGCUACUCCCAAUAAACCUGGAGUGUAUGGGAAUAUGACUGUGUUUACAGAUUGGAUUUAUAGAAAUAUGCAGGCAAACAGAUGACAACGAGUGUGAUCGAUGUUUCUGAGGACAAGAAUAAAUGAAGCCAUGGGUGCCUGGGAUAUUUAUUCACUUUGCAAUUGAUUUUUUUUUCUCUUUGAAUUUUCUUUUUAAAAAUGUCAUGAAGGAUUGCACACUUGGUUCUGUACUGGCUACAGUGACUGAUCGUAAUCAGUGAAGGAUUAUCACAAUGAGCACCUUUCUUCUCCUUGUGGUGCCUGGCAGAAAGUCAUUCUGUCAACUGCUUGCUAAAAUGUCUCUCUUUAGUUGAGUAACUUUCACUUGAUAAUCAGGUACAGGCUUAUAAUGGCAAUUUAAAUCACAAUUUAAUUUAAGAUUUUCGUAGCAGGAUGUUGAGACAUUUGGUUUAGUAGUCUUUUAAAUUAAAUUUUAAAUAAUGUGAAUGUUGAAUCUCUGAGCUGCUGGUUGGCAAUUUAAAAAGAAAUUAAUGUUUUUUUAGUGUAGAAUCAUAGAGUGGUUUGAGUAGGAAGGGACCUUAAAGCUCAUCCAGUUCCAACCCCCUGCCAUGUGCAGGGACCCCUCCCUACUAGCCCAGGUUGCUCCAAGCCCUGUCUAACCUGGCCUUGAACACUUCAGGGAUGGGGCAGCCACAGCUUUUCUAGGCAACCUGUGCCAGGGCCUCACCACCCUCACAGGGAAGACUCUCUUCCCAAAAUCUAAUCUAAACCUACCCUCUUUCAUUCUGACAUCACUACCCCUUGUCCUGUCCCUCCAGGCCCUUGUUCAAAGUCCCUCUCCAGCUCUCUUGUAGCCCUCUGUAGGUGCUGGAAGGGGCUCUGAGGUCUCCCUGGAGCCUUCUCUUCUCCAGGCUGAACAACCCUAGCCUGUCCUCACAGCAGAGGUGCUCCAGCCCUUGGACCACCUUUGUGGCCUCCUCUGGACUCACUCUAGCAGGUCCAUGCUGGGGAUCCCAGAGCUGAAAGCAGCACUCCAGGUGGGGUCUCAGGAGAGCAGAGUAGAGGAGUAUAUGUGAAGGAAUUUUUCAUGCACUACAGCAGAGGCACAGGAAAAAAAGAAUACUGUACAUUCAGGUAGUUAAAAUCCUCAGGAUCUCAACCAAGCACAGUCACCAAGUCAGAUUGUCCGAUGUGAGACCAGUCUGGCUGCCUCAGCCAUUAAAAGUGCUGUUCUGCCUUAAAGCUGCUCUGAACCCAAAAAAGGGGCAACCCCUGCCAUCAUUCCAUUUGGAGGCUAUGGAGAGGGAUGUCAGGUAUGGAGGGGAUGUCAGGUAUGGAGAGGGAUGUCAGGUAUGGAGAGGGAUGUCAGGUAUGGAGAGGGAUGCUCUGGAGCUGUAGCAGGAAGUGGUGAGGGAGGUGUCCCGGUGACAGGCUGUGCACACCGAGGCUGACUCUUUGAACUCUCCCUGCUGUGAAAGGCAAAGGGCAAACUUUUCCAGCAAGGCUGUGUUGCAAGACCUUGGAUUGCAGACCUUGGAUUGCAGAGACUGGAUGUUUUAUACAAGGAAACACAAAUCUGUGUUUCUGCGUAACCAGAUGAACUACCUCAUUUAUAAAUUUGCCUUCUGAUUCCUUAGAGCUGUCCUUUAGGUAUCUGCCUGUAUGUUUUCUGGCAAAACAAUUAAUAUCAGAGUGCCACCUCAAUUAGGAUUUUGAAAAUAAUUUAUAAUCAUAGUACAGAGGAUCAAAAAGCCAUAUCAAGUCACUUUGUUAAGAAGGAUAAAUCUUUAUUGAAUGAAAUGACUCCAUAGUCUUGUUUUCUCUUUUGGUACUGAGAUGUAAUUAUCUUACAUGUAAACACUGCACCAAAAUAUUUUUUUUUUACAAAUA